Molecule: messenger RNA, 668 nt
Organism: Dalotia coriaria
Lineage: Eukaryota; Metazoa; Arthropoda; Insecta; Coleoptera; Staphylinidae
Product: neuroendocrine protein 7B2-like
Exons: 4
Coding region: 97-573 (158 amino acids)
Biological process (GO): neuropeptide signaling pathway; regulation of hormone secretion
Cellular component (GO): secretory granule
Molecular function (GO): enzyme regulator activity
Source: RefSeq, a predicted model, not a curated record
CCGUUGGACUAUGAUUCGCUUAGUGAAGGGCAACUGCAUCCGAGCCUGCGUGAUAGUGAAUUUCUGCAGCAUAGUUCGCUGUGGGGUAGUCAGUAUAUGUCAGGGGGCGCUGGUGAGGGUGAGCAGCGUUUACAACCCGAGGGUUUGUUGAAGAAUCGGCAAGAGGUGAAGACCGAUGCGGCAUUACCAGCUUAUUGCAAUCCGCCAAAUCCUUGCCCGAUUGGAUACACAGCUGAAAAUGGAUGUUUGGAAGAAUUCAAAAACACUGCGGCUUUCAGUCGUCGUUACCAGGCCGAACAGGAUUGCAUGUGUGACACAGAACACAUGUUCGACUGUCCUAGCCCGAUGAUCUCUCAGUUAUCCAACGGAAACAUGGAUUCGCCUCUAAAUGAUUUAGAAUUCAAUCGAUUUUUCCAGCAGGCACUGCAGGAUACCUCAGGCAUACAACACAAAGGUUUAGUGGCCAAGAAGUUCAACAAUGAUAAGAAGAGCGUCAGGACAAAUCCAUUUUUGAUCGGCGAGCGUUUACCAGUUGCAGCAAAGAAAGGCUUCAACGCAAAAGAAUUUUAUUAAGCAAAACAACAUGCGAUUUGUUUUUCAAUAAUUCAAGCAUUAUUUUUGCUUAAAAAGCAAAAUUAUAAAGAAAAUGUAAAACCACCACAUCAAAA